AUGAAAGAAGAAUUGACAUUCAAUUAUGAAGAGAAAGUUUUGGAAAUGGUUUUGAAAGACAAUAAAGAAAUAAUGAAUGAGAACUCGGGAAUUGAAAAUAACUACAAAAGUGUUCAAGAUGUCAAACAGUUAAUACAGUUACUUAUAAAUAAUACGGAAGAGAACAAGAGGGAAUUAAAAAAUCUUUUUGCAAAACAUGACUCGCGAAUUGAAAACAACUACAAACGUGUUCAAGAUGUCAAACUGUUGAUACAAUCACUUAUAAAUAACACGGAAGAACAUGACUCGAAUUUUGUGGGGGGAGGAUGGUCGGACUGGGAGUCGUGGGGUUCCUGCUCAGUAGCAUGUGGUGAGGGAUUUCAAACACGCGUGCGUAGAUGUGACAACCCAACACCCUCAAGUCACGGGAGAUAUUGCCAUGGUGACGCCAAAGAAUGGCGAAUGUGCGAUGGGGCUCAAACAAAAGUGACAGAUUGUCUGGAUAUUUAUCGUAAAUGUCCAUCCUCACCUGACGGGGUGUAUCGAGUCAACUUGUGGAAAUCCAAGACGGCUAUCAGUGUGUAUUGCGACAUGACGUCAAGGAAUGGAGGAUGGACGGUUUGUUAAGUGUUAUGUUAUCCGAUAGGGG
This is a messenger RNA of Mya arenaria, 628 nucleotides long. Its product is annotated as complement component C6-like. The transcript has 3 exons. NCBI's taxonomy places the organism in Eukaryota, Metazoa, Mollusca, Bivalvia, Myida, Myidae. The record is from RefSeq and is a predicted model, not a curated record. Bases 1 to 606 code for a protein of 201 amino acids.